CAAAAGUAAUUUGUACUUUUUUGGAGAGGAAAAUCUUUUUAAGCAACUCUCGUAAUCGUAAUUAGCAAAAGUUAUAAUAUUACGUCAGCGGGGCAGCUUCUUCCAAUUGGCUGUUGCUUGGAUAUAGUGCCUAAACACUAGCAAACGGCCAGGAGGAAAGCGAACGAGCUAACCUUGCAGAAGGUUUUGUUCAUAAAAAUGCCGAAAUAUCCCGAGGAGCCGAGAAACGUGAGUGUAACGUCACCGCCAGCUCGAGGUCACUGGGUGUGGAGGGAUGAAACUCGAACUGUGGAGUUCGUCAGUUCUAGUCCAACAGAGGAGGGUGUUUUGAGGAAAACGAGGCAAACCAAUGUACAUUUCAACAAUCUUCAGCAGCGAUCAGAAUGGUUGGCUGAGAUCUUCACAUUGAACAGUAGAGGGCGCCAACGCAUUAGAAAGAGCCUGAGCCCUGCACAUUUGAAUGCUUACAGGUCCUCGGUGAUGAAGAGGCGAGGGGACCGCAUCAGCAUUGAUGAUGUUAAACAGGUUGCAGUCAGUUUGAUGCAGGAGAAUUACUCACUUCCCAUUCCAUUCUGCUUCUUGGCUGUAUUAAAGAGUAAAGAGCUUGAUGAAGUCCUGACUACCCUUCUCCUUUACCUGUCUUGUUUCUUUGAACACAAGUGUCAGGAGAAUACACCUAAGUCUUUAAUGGCUGUAGACAUCAUCACAGAGCACAAUGUAAUGCCAGAGGCUUUGGCCAAAAAGGAAAUGGCACAAAAGAAGCUGGCUGUCUGCUACUUCAGCCUAAUCAUGGACCUGGAGAUGCAACAGCAUCAACACACCUCGUUUCACAAAGGCUGGAUGUCGCCAAACAACACAGAAUGGCUUCUACAUGCGUGCUUGUAUAGCUUCUUCUGUUAUGUGGCGUGGGUGACGUUUGGCAGGAAAGACCUGAGGGACAUCCAAGAGGAAGUGGGGCGUCUUUUGUACUCUGACACCUUCAACAAGGCAGUGAGGGACAGGACUGAUGGUGACUCAGGCAAGAACCUCACUACCGUUAAUGGUUCAGUGAAGACGGGAGAAGCUCACUCCAAGGUGACGGGAUGUAAUGGCACAUUCAAGCAGAGAAUGUCCCAGAGGCGUCCAACCCUAAGCAAUAUACUUAAUCAGCGAUCCCCACUGAUGGUAUCUCUGCUGCCCUCGCCCAAAGAACGGUCACCCCAUCUGUUCCUCAGCAGCCGGGCCGGGAGGCCGAGCACGCUGCAGGCUGAGCACUGUGACACCAAGGCCCUGACGGCGGCGCUCAACCAGCAGCUGGCCAGUGUCAGCUUUGGGAUUCUUGGCAAGCCAAUGAGACAGUUCAGCCGCAGCACCCUGAUUCCCUUUGGUGAACAGAAAAACCAGAGAGAUGAGGAUGAUGACCAUGAACCAGGAAGUGUUGUUAAUACCAACACUGAGGAUAGUCGUGGGGUCCACGUUCGAGGUAGCAGGUCAUCCUCAAUGGGACCCAAGCCGACAGACCUUGACAGAUAGGGCAGCCCCCCCCACAUUAACACUAGAAACUCUGUAGCUACUGUUGAGGCAGUGACCUCAGAUACUGAAUGAUGUGUAUGUGUAAAAGUGGCAGAAUGUUUUAUAGGCGUGCAUUUUCAUUGGCAUAAUACAGGCAUUGCAUGUGUAUGGCCUUCCAAUCUUAUCCCUCAGCACAGCCCACAGGGGCAAAACAGAGAGAAAGAUAGGAGCUGAGUUUCAUUCUACCUUGCACAUGUGGGCCUCAUUUUCAGAAGCCCCUCCUUGGGCAGUCAUCACACACACACACACACACACACACACACAAACAACAUUUGCUUCUGAAUUUAAAUCGGUUUCUUAUUUCUCAGCUGGUGAGGCUGUUUAAUAAAAUAUAAUGAAAUCCAUAACAACUUUGAUUGUCUGCACUUUCUAUAGAGUCUGAAAAACAUUAAAUUCUCAUGAAAAUUAAGGAUGUCCUGCACAUUGCAUGCACAGUUCACAUUGGAUAUAAUAUUUAUUUGGGAAAUGAAAUAAUAUCAUAUACAAAAAGUUUUUUGUCAUUUCGAUCAGUGUUCAUCUUUUUAUAUUUCGAUUAUUGAAGGCCUCCUUAAGACCAUCAUUCUCUGUCCUUGUGCUGCACCGCAAUAGGCUGACCACAACAUCUAACGUACACACAUGCACACACACGCACACACACACACCAUUCUCCAGCCAGGCUUGUAAGCAGUAGGGGCUUUGCCUUCGCCCUAAUUGUCUGUAUAAUCUGGGACACCAGGAGAAGAGUUAAGCCCUCUGAGGAGGCCUAGGAAUCUUUUGCAUGAGGGUGGGGGAAGGGCAACAAGAUAUAUUCUAAACUAGUUUUAAAAAUGUAGAAUAUUCCUGGUUUAAAUUUACGUUUAGUUUUACUAUUGUUGUUUGUUUCUAUUGAGAUAAUUGAGGAUGAACACUUUGAUGAGGACAAAAAAAAUUGUUCAGAUCAAAUGGGACGUGUUACUUUCUACCCUCUUGUCUUCAUCCCCUGAUGGCUACUUUCACUUUUACUCACACAAUAUUUAACAGGGGAUUUUCACUGGACUGACUGAAUAAUCAAAGACGUGCUUCACUGG
Molecule: messenger RNA, 2597 nt
Organism: Etheostoma cragini (Arkansas darter)
Lineage: Eukaryota; Metazoa; Chordata; Actinopteri; Perciformes; Percidae
Product: protein phosphatase 1 regulatory subunit 36
Exons: 11
Coding region: 199-1512 (437 amino acids)
Biological process (GO): negative regulation of phosphatase activity
Molecular function (GO): phosphatase binding
Source: RefSeq, a predicted model, not a curated record